Aspergillus ibericus CBS 121593 is the source of this 927-nucleotide messenger RNA. RefSeq names its product putative peptidyl-prolyl cis-trans isomerase (gene cyp3). Gene Ontology annotation, molecular function: peptidyl-prolyl cis-trans isomerase activity. The record is from RefSeq and is a predicted model, not a curated record. Gene Ontology annotation, cellular component: intracellular membrane-bounded organelle. Gene Ontology annotation, biological process: protein peptidyl-prolyl isomerization; protein folding. Bases 337 to 789 code for a protein of 150 amino acids. The transcript has 3 exons. NCBI's taxonomy places the organism in Eukaryota, Fungi, Ascomycota, Eurotiomycetes, Eurotiales, Aspergillaceae.
CGAGCACACAAGGAAGCAUACCUGAACAAAAUGGACAGCGCAGCUUCAAGCUCACCAGGAGAUGUCAACCCUGUGGUCUUCUUUGAUAUAGCAUUAGGAGGUAUGUGUGUCAGGCAGAUGUCCAUUUCUUUCCAUCUAUUUCUUGUUACAAUGUACGACCGGGUGAUCAAUUACAUCUACCAUUGACACCAAGGAGUUUCUUCCACAAUGUCGAACCACGACCAUGGCGCGAUUGUUGGCCCUUUGGGAAUCGGGGUCAUUUCAAGUCAUUGCAAACCGCGAAAAGAUAGUAGCUGAGUUUUCCAUAUUACAGGGGAGCCUCUAGGUCGUAUAAAAAUGGAAUUAUUUGCCAAUAUCACACCCCGAACAGCGGAGAAUUUCCGCCAGUUUUGUACAGGUGAAAGUAAGAAUGCCCAGGGACGGCCACAGGGCUACAAAAACAGCAAAUUCCAUCGAGUAAUCAAGGACUUCAUGAUUCAAGGUGGUGAUUUUGUUAAUGGGGAUGGGACAGGAUCUUGCACUAUUUAUGGUACUCCAAGGUUCUCGGACGAAAACUUUUUCUUGAAGCAUGACGAGGCUGGCUUGCUUAGUAUGGCAAAUUCCGGUCCGAACACGAAUGGCUGCCAAUUCUUUAUAACAACCACCGCAACUCCAUUUUUGAACGGGAAGCAUGUCGUUUUUGGCAAAGUGCUGGAGGGAAUGGACGUCGUUCGAAUGAUUGAGAACACUAGGACGAUAAGGGAUAAGCCCAACCAAGACAUUUCAAUUAUUCAAUGUGGAGAGAUGUGAUGCAUGGAGAUUUGGGAAUGGUAUGUUAUGAAGAGACUCCACUGAUAGGAAAGAUCUGUAAAGCAAAGAUGGGGCAUGAUUUACUGGUACGGAUAAAUGGCAUAUAAUUUUUUAUAUAAAACGUACUGUCACUGAGAG